AUGGGUGCUGUUUGCUGUAGUCAAAGUUCACUCGAUCUUGAUGGUGAAGUCGAUCUGUCACAUUUCACGCUAUUGCGAUCCGUGGGCAAGGGCGCCUUUGGCAAAGUUCGAGUUGUCCAGCACAAACGUACCAAAAAGCUAUAUGCACUCAAGUAUAUCAACAAGACCAAGUGUAUCCAGAUGCGAGCUGUCGAGAAUAUCAUUUGUGAACGACGUAUCCUUGAACAAGUGUCACAUGAUUUGAUUGUCAACCUUCGUUAUGCAUUCCAAGAUGAUGACAACUUGUUUAUGGUGUUGGAUCUGAUGCUUGGCGGUGAUUUGCGAUUCCAUCUUGAUCGAUUGGGCGUGAUGCCAGAAGCCUAUGUUCAGUUUUAUGCUGCUGAAGUUGCAUUGGGUUUACGCCAUUUACAUAGCCAUAAAGUGGUGCACAGAGAUAUCAAACCAGACAACAUCUUAUUGAAUGAACUUGGCCAUGCACACUUGACGGAUUUCAAUAUUGCUGUUCAGUUCUCAGAGUCCAAACCUUUAACAUCCGUGGCGGGAUCAAUGGCAUACAUGGCACCUGAAGUGUUGGCAAAGCGAGGAUAUCAUGCAUCAGUGGAUUGGUGGUCCCUUGGCGUGGUGUGUUUCGAGUUGAUGUUUGGCAAGCGACCAUUUCGUGGAAAAACAAAUGAUGCAUUACAACACGCUAUCAUGCAUGAACCAGUGAUUUUCCCUGAGAAUGCGCGUGUCUCGCCUGAAGCCAUUGACUUUGUAAAGGGGUUACUUACACGCGAUGUCAAUCGUCGACUUGGGGUCAAGGAACGUGGUUUUCGAGAUUUGAUGAAUCAUGCUUGGUUUAGAAACAUCCAAUGGGAUCUUCUUGCCAAUAAGCAAUGUACACCACCAUUUAUACCCGAUAGCAAACGUGCCAACUUUGAUCCAACCCAUGAAUUGGAAGAGAUUCUAUUGGAAGAUAAUCCUUUGAUCGUACGCAAGCGUAAUCCCAAAAAGAGUGCCGCAUCCCACGCCCAUACAUCGCAACGUAGCCAGUCUGUGCAUAAUGAAGGUGUUGAUCAGUCACCAGAACGGCAAAUGAUGGAAGACAAGUUUUUGAUAUUCGAUUACACGAAGCCUGAGGAAAAUGCCAUGCGACGAAGGGAGUUGGAACAGCGACGAUGGGCACAAAAGAUGACCAAGACGCAUCCAGGAGAGAAGCCUGGUCGCUAUUCCAAUGGUAGCACAGGUACCAAUACAACGGCAGGUGCAGGUGUAGGUGCAGCAACAGGAACAGGAACAGCAGCAGCAGCUGUGGGGAUUGCCAUUGGUGGAGGUGAAUCCGUACAUCAACAACAAAUUCAAUCACACACCAAAGCUGCAGGAACCUAUCAUGCAAGUGUACUUGAUUAUGUCAGCCAAAAACCAGCAACACCACUUUCAACGAAUGAUUUGGUCAAAAUGGAAGAAUUGGCAAAGAUGGCAAGAGCAGGUGUUGGUAAAGAACACAAUACGGAUUGGCGACCUCCAUCAGGAUUAUUACCACCCUUGGAUUAUCAAGAACAACAGCACCAACAGCACCAACAACAACAGAAACAACGUCGACAAGAUUAUCGUGUUCAGCAACAACAACAGGCAUAUCAAAUGGAGAAUAUGAUGCCGUAUGAUCGACGUCGUUCUUCUUCAGAUGAGAGUUAUCCAGUGUCAACAUCUCCAGAAAACAGUGAACGACCUCUUAUGGGUACCGCAUCUUCAUCCUUAGUAUCCUUGGAUCAACAACAACAACAACAACGAUCACCUCCUCCUCCACCACCUCCUCCACCACCUCCUCCACCCUCCACCGAUUAUAUACAUCGAUCAGUACCACUACCUCCACCUCCACCCCCGAACGGUCCACCACCUCCUCCUCCUCCGCCAUCCCAUCCUGUACCAAGACAUCCUGUUUCAAUGCGCCACCACCAACACCAUCACAAUAAUAGUAAUCAUCCUAUAGACUUGCCACCACCAGCUCUUCCUCCACCGACAUCUUUACCUCCACCUGUACCUAGUGCACUUCCUCCUUUACCAAGGAAACCUCCCAUGGGAACAUACGCUAGUCGUCGCGUACCACCACCACCCACACCAUUUUAA
Lichtheimia ornata is the source of this 2106-nucleotide messenger RNA. RefSeq lists its product as uncharacterized. The transcript has 5 exons. Gene Ontology annotation, molecular function: ATP binding; protein serine/threonine kinase activity. The coding region runs from base 1 to 2106 and encodes 701 amino acids. NCBI's taxonomy places the organism in Eukaryota, Fungi, Mucoromycota, Mucoromycetes, Mucorales, Lichtheimiaceae. The record is from RefSeq and is a predicted model, not a curated record. Gene Ontology annotation, biological process: protein phosphorylation.